AGUGUCAGCGUUCACAUUCGUCGCCGUGCUCGAGCUCGAAGCACCAGCACAGGGCGCACAUCUUUGCGAGAAUGAGGUUCCUGUUUCUGAUCACCGGCGACGACAGGGUGCACGCCGACGUGCACAGCACCAUUUGGAGCGUGCUCACCUGCUGCCGGAUGUGCACCGGCGAGUGGACAAGGUACCUCAGCGUCUGCCUGUGCUUCUGGCACAAGGGCCUCCGCGGCCGCAACCUCAAGCGGGUCUUGGGGCAGACGCUCGGCCUGGUGCCCAUACCCAUCCGUUUCAGCAACAUUGUUGUCGGCGACCUGCCGGCGGCCUCCUGCGGCGACUUCUUCGUCGCGAUCGAGGUCGGCGAGUGUCCGGUACAGAUCACGUCCAUCGCGGAGGAUGCCAACCCUAAGGUGGUGCAGUUCGAGGAGACCCUCAUCGUGCGGGUUCGCAAUUCGCCAGCAGAGUUCUCCAUCCGAUUCUCGGCGACGACGGAGGAGAAGAGGAAGAGGACUGCAAGCAAUGCCAUCUACUCAUUUCUGAAUUUCCUCUGCUCUGAUCUUCUUUCGGCUUCUCACAAAGUCUGGUGCACAUGCAAACUUCAUAUCCGGGUCCAGCCUGGCAUGCAUUUCCCUGCGGCCACGCGUCACCUCUUCGGGAUCACGCAUCAUAGGUAGGCUGCCGUCUGCAAUGUUCCUCAAUGGGCUUGAAAUUAACCUAGCCAGAGCAGCAGCCAUACGGUUUGGGUACGUCUUCGUUGUGUUUGUUUUGAAAGAGAGCCGAUCAGUAGUCUUGCCCAGCAAUCUCAUGUGUUCUCGUUUGCCGCGGCUGCAUCUCCCCCCGUUCCCCUGAGCUGUAAUAUGUGUGUAGUGUGGGCAUACGGAUGGCAACUAUCCGUGUCGGCGCACGUCCUACUUCUGCAGCAGGGAGGUCCUGGAAUACACACUGGUCAAAAUCCGUGGUGAACGAGAUGGGGGAAGAAGCCAAUGUUCUGAGCGGUCCCCACAUGAAAGAUGUGGGCGUUUGCUGUCUUCACACUGCUUGCUGUGGAUGCUCCAUCCAUCACCUCGUACCUGCAACGAGGUGAUCUCGUAGUAGCUGCACAAGCGCAAAUAAAAAAUGUGUUGCCUGUUUCCAGCUGUUCGUGUUGUCUUGUCGUAGCCCAAGGCACCCCCCAAGUGUAUUCAUUUGUGCGUAAAGGGGGGGGCCUUCCAGCCAGCGCGCAGCACACCAUGUUUCACAUGCCCCCCCCGUGUUCCAGACUCUCUGUGCUUUUAUAUGUCCCCUCUCUUCAUUUAUGGCCUGCCUCCUUGUAGGAUCCCCCUUCAACGUGUGUAUGGCUAUGUCGGCCGAGAGCAUUGUGAUCUGGCAACUUGUCAUGAUGACUUCGGCCCCGAUGCGGGGCUGAACCUCGCAUGACCUUGGCAUGCCAGAAAAAAAAGGGUGCAGAAUGAAGACCUCCGCUCUGUGAGUGCGCAUUGGGAUAGCGUCCACUGCCGUGUCCUGAAAGUCCUGGGGCCGGUAAAUGUAAUAUCGUUCUUCGUAGACGUUGUCACCUACGUUGGCGUGUGGGUCUUCUGGGG
This is a messenger RNA of Prorocentrum cordatum, 1574 nucleotides long. Lineage: Eukaryota; Dinophyceae; Prorocentrales; Prorocentraceae. The record is from the annotation of a GenBank genome assembly.